AUGAGCAGGGUGGACAAGGAGCGGGACGCGCUGUUGCUCCCCGCGCUGGACAAGGCGGCGGGCGGUGUCCAAUGGAGCAGCGUGGCGCGGCUCAUGAACAUGGUCCGGGAGGCCAACAGCAUCUCCAAGCACUUGCGCUACUCCCUGAAGGCGCGCCUCACGUGUGGGGAGGAGCCCCGUGUGCUCAACACUCUGACGGUGCUGCAUACGAUUUCGUUGAAUGGCUCUUUGGAAGUGCGGAAGCAGCUGUCCGACACCAAACACCUCAAGCUGCUGGAGAAGGUGUACAUGUCUUUCUCAACUGGCCUUGCUGCUGCUGCAGUGUGUCAAAUGCUUGUGGACUGGACGUUCAUGUUCAGUAAUGAGGAAUUGGGGCAAAAGAGUGCCCGGUUGAUGAAGCAUUUGAGGUCAAAGGGUGCCCCUGCAUUGCGGGCCACACAGAUCGCCACAGAGCGUCGGGAAGAAAUUAUGCUGGGUGUGCCCAUCUUGAGAUUUGUGCAUGGCAUGGACUUUGGGACACCACACUCGCAGCCUGCAGCUGAUGUCCACACAGGUGGUUCCCAUGGUUCUCAAACUGGAGGCGGUGAUGCUGCACCCACGAAGGAGUCCAAGCUGUCAAAGUUGAAGAGACUGUUUUCCAGGGCUCCCUCCACACCUGCUCCAAAAACACAAGUGACUCCCUCACUGCAGCAGCCACGUAAUAAUCGCUGGGGAAACAAGCAGAAGGACAAGACACCGGCCUGGGUGGAUGAAAUGCUGAACAGGAUGCCAGUUGAUGCCAGUGACUUGAUGGAAAUUGUGGGUAGUAUUCGCACCCUGAAGGAGAAUGGUGGUUCAGAAGCAGAUGUUUCUGGUAUGAUGGUGGCAACCGAGCCCCUUGCAAAGAAGGUUACCACCUGGCACGACUGGGCUCAGGAGCUGGUGGCAUCGCAAAUGGACAGUAUUGCAGCCGACAUGAUGACAGGCACCAGGCAGGCCUCAUCAAAACAUGCAAACAUCACCCUUGAAAGCAGCAAGCUCACAAGGCUGCUGGAGGCGAACGACGAAGUCCAGCGUGUGGUUGUCGCCUGGAAGCGGCUGCAGCAAGAGGUGGCUGGCCAGCCCAUCCAAGCAAACCUCGAUCCAAUUCGCACUGGAGGUCCUCAGAAUUUCGUCAGGCGCUCUUCAUCUGUUGCAGCUCCCAACUCUUAUCGUGAGAAAGUCCCAGACGGGUCUCCAAAUUCGUUCUCUGCAGUCGAAACCAUGCAUCGCCGACUGGAGGUUGCUAAUAACAUCACACCCCGCAUGCCUGACAUACCUACAGGUGGUGAGCUGUGCUACGACCUGCAGUCUGGGGACUGUGGCGAUGUGGGUGUCACCCCCAAGCCUGUAUGUGCAGACAGGUCACCCCUUGGGGAUUGCUACGCAGGGGUGACUCCUUUCAGGGUUGACCUGGACACGCCAACCUUGGCUGAGGCUGAAGAGAGUUACAUGCCUGAGGGGGAGAAACGAUCGAGGUUCCGUGACGCCAGCCAGUUGGAUUCCUCUGUGGCGAGGCCUGGCUCCGAGUGGAGGACGGUGGAAGAGAAUGUGAGGGAAAUGUCGUCUAAAGCGACCAAGUCCUUCCCCAGAUCUUCUGAGGGGCAAAUGACGGCACAGGCAAACAUAAGGGGCGGCUCUGAUGGCUUUCACAGCUUUUCGGAGCCACAAUCGCAGUCUCCCACGCUCAGCGGAAGGAGGCCUGCCCAGGAAGGGCAUGCCAGGAUGUCAAACUACGCCACAGCAUCUGCGAGUGUGGACCAGAGGAGGAGUGAGGGUGCACACAAGAAUCGUGAGAACAACCCCUUCUGCAGGAGUUCUGCAACAGAAUGCUUGCACGAUGGAUAUGAUCACUCUGACGGUGUUCAGUCCGAAGUGGUGCAGCCUGUGCAAGGCGUUGUGACUCCAGUGGUGUCCCCAUUUCAGCGGUCGUCCAUGAGCAACAUGAACCCUCCGAUGGUGCCCAUCGAGGUCAAGCGAAGGAGGUCCCUCCAGCCUGCAGAGAAGCCCACCACCACCCAAAGGAGGACAUCAACGGCAGUGGAGCCCUCCCUGGCUGUCCGGGCUGUCAUGGACAACUGGAACGACCCAACGAGGCUGUGCGAGCUGUCAUCUUCCUAUGCUGGAAUUAGUCUGGAGGACCCCAAGCCGGUGAAUCUUAGUGAUGGGAGGGACGAUGAUGUCAUUGCGAGGGUUGGGUUGUCGUCAGUCGCCAGCAGACGCCCUGUCCCUGACGCACGUGGCAGGGAGCAGGAAUCUGUUGCUAGGGCCAGUCGUAAGGCUGAGGCUAGGGUGCACCCUAGGUCCACAAGGGCGUCGAGAAGUGCAGGCAGGCAUGAGCAGCACACCUCCUUGGCGAGCAAGUACAGAAGGCAUCCUUUUGGCAACCUUGCAGCAGAAAGCCAGGGCAGCCCGGAUGUCAAGGACGAAGCACAAGCCAGGACUCCUGCUCCCAGGGCGCCGGGUCGCCCUCAGCACCCGCCGAAGGAACAGUCCAUGGCGUCAAGGAGAAAGCAGGGCACCAGGACGGAUGACAGGAAGAGGCACACCCAGCAGUCGCACAGGGCGCACAAGGGCACGCCCAGAGCAAAGGCACGCAGCGGCCGGCAUUCCGUCCCGCUAAGCCCAGACCGCAAAGUUCUGAGCGUGCUAGAAAAUAAGAUGCUGCUUCGGAGCGGUGCUGCACCGCCCAAGAUCGUCAGGGCGUCGCUGGAUGCCCUGCGGGAGCAGCGCGGCCACAGGAUUCCUGCUUUGCGGGUCCGCUUCACCCAGGAGCACUUGCGGGACGUGCUGCAUAAGAUGUCGGAGAAGCCUGGGCGGAAGCUUGCAUUGUCUGAAAGGGGCCCCCGGUGA
Messenger RNA from Ostreobium quekettii, 2871 nucleotides. The record is from the annotation of a GenBank genome assembly. Lineage: Eukaryota; Viridiplantae; Chlorophyta; Ulvophyceae; Bryopsidales; Ostreobiaceae.